AUGGCGGACCCUGAGCUGUUUGUGACCCGGCCGCCCUCCUCCACAGGGGAGGGCCGGGAGGUAGACCUGGAGGUGCUGGGCUUCCUGGCGUCCCUGGGGGGGGACAAUAGCACGGCGGAGCGCUGCUACCGGGCCCACUCCCGCAGCAGCGUGCUGCAGGGCCUGCCCUUCGGAGGCGUGCCCACCGUGUUGGCCCUCAACCUGGUGCUGUGGAUGUUACUUCUGCUGAUCUUCUCCUGUCUGAGGAAGGCUGCGUGGGACUACGGGCGUCUGGCUCUGCUGAUGGAGAACGACAGUCUCACGUCCCUGUUCUAUGGAGAACCCGGCGAGAAGGAGAAGUCUCCUUCAGAGUCCAGCCCGUCCGAGUCUGAGAUCAAAGACAUGGGUUUCUGCGCGUGGCUGGCAUCACUUUGCCAUAUGAAGGACGAGGAGAUCCGCAGCAAGUGUGGCUUGGACGCUGUGACCUACCUGUCCUUCCAGCGCCACGUCAUCCUGCUCAUGGCCGUGGUCUGCCUGCUCUCCCUGGCCGUGGUCCUGCCCAUCAACCUCUCCGGCGACCUACUGGGAGACAGUCCCGAAAACUUUGGAAGAGCAACAAUGGCCAAUCUGAGUGAGAAGGACGGAUUUCUGUGGCUGCACAGCGUCUUCGCCCUGCUCUACUUCAUCAUCACCGUGCUCUGCAUGCUCCACCACUCGGCCAAGCUGCAGUACGGAGAGGAUGAGAAGGUAGCCAGAACCCUGAUGAUAACCUCCAUCCCUCGAGAGAUCUCCGACCCGGGACUCAUCACCAAACACUUCCAUGAGGCCUACCCAAGCUGCACCGUCACCGACAUCCACUUCUGCUUCGACGUGAACCAGCUGAUGAGGCUGGACCUGGAGAGGAGAAAGGCGAUGAAAGGCCGAUUGUAUUUUGCAACAAAGGCGCAAAAGGAGGGCAAGAUCAUGAUCAAGACGCAUCCCUGUGCACAGAUCUUCUGCUGUGACUUCUGUGGCUUCGAACAGGUGGAUGCAGAGCAGUACUACAGUGAGUUAGAGGAAAAGCUAACGGAUGAAUUUAACGCAGAGAAGAAUCGCAUCCCUCUGAAGAGAUUGGGCAUCGCUUUUGUCACCUUCCGCGACGACAGGAUGACAGCAGUUAUCGUCAAGGACCACAGCCGCGUGCAUUGCCGCCGGCAAGCCCAGCAGUCAAGCAUCACCACUGUGGUGCAGUCGCACAACUGGGGAGUCACCUACGCCCCGGCCCCCAGUGACAUCAUCUGGGAGAACCUGUCUCUGUGCGGCUCCCGCUGGUGGCUCCGCUGUGUCCUCCUCAACAUCCUCCUCUUCCUCCUGCUCUUCUUCCUCACCACACCGGCCAUCAUCGUCAACACCAUGGACAAGUUCAACGUCACCAGACCUGUGGAGAGUCUCAGGAGCCCGGUCAUCACCCAGUUCUUCCCCACCCUGCUGCUGUGGGCCUUCUCGGUGCUCCUGCCCUUCAUCGUCUACUACUCGUCCUUCUUUGAGUCCCACUGGACCAGGUCUGGGGCGAACCAGAUCACCAUGCACAAGUGCUUCUUACUGCUGGUCUUCAUGGUGAUCAUUCUGCCGUCGCUGGGCCUCUCCAGCUUGGACCUGUUCUUCAGAUGGCUCUUUGACGUAAACUUCCUGGACGACAGGGAGGUCAAGUUCCAGUGUGUGUUUCUGCCCGACAACGGCGCCUUCUUCGUCAACUACGUCAUCACGGCCAGCCUGAUCGGCACCGCCAUGGAGCUGCUCCGCAUCCCGGCCUUGGCGGUCUACUCCACCCGCCUCUGUCUCGCCAAGUCCAAGGCGGAGCGCAUUCACCUCAAGCGGAGCCAGGCCUAUGAGUUCCAGUUUGGUCUGGAGUAUGCGUGGACCAUGUGUAUCGUUGCCGUCAGUAUGACCUACAGCAUCACCUGUCCCAUUAUAAUGCCCUUUGGGCUCCUGUACGUCGUGCUGAAGCACAUGGUGGACCGCUACAACAUCUACUACGCCUACGUCCCCACCAGGCUCAGCCAGCGCAUCCACCGGGCCGCCAUCGCCCAGGUCGUCGUGGCACCCAUCCUCUGCAUCUUCUGGCUCCUCUUCUUCUCUGUGCUCAGACUAGGCCCGAUGCAUCCCAUCACGCUGUUCACCUUCUCGUCUCUGGUCUGCUGCGUGACCUUCGCCCUCUUCCGCCUGUUCCUCAGGAAGCAGCCGGACAAGUCGUCGAGCUACCCGAUGGCUGACCAACCGACCGAGGCAACUCUGAGUGACAGAGAGAGAAGCGCAGCCCCGCCCUCCACAACCUCCAGUCUGUUCGUGGCGUCGGUGCUGCUGGAGCCCGAGCUGGGCCUGACCCCCAUGCCCUCCCCGGCCCACCAGAGCUACGGCGCCCUGGCCCGCUCCCAGAGCCGCUCCAGCCACGGCCCCGCCGAGGACGACAUGGAGGAGGGCGAGGAGGAGGCAGGGGGGCCCUCGGGGACCCACGAGACCCGGCUGCAGGACCCCCAGGACGGCCCCUACUGCUCUGUGAUGGACAGCACGGUGGGCUACCAGUGA
Gadus chalcogrammus (walleye pollock) is the source of this 2544-nucleotide messenger RNA. RefSeq names its product transmembrane protein 63C (gene tmem63c). Lineage: Eukaryota; Metazoa; Chordata; Actinopteri; Gadiformes; Gadidae. The record is from RefSeq and is a predicted model, not a curated record. The coding region runs from base 1 to 2544 and encodes 847 amino acids. The transcript has 22 exons. Gene Ontology annotation, cellular component: plasma membrane. Gene Ontology annotation, molecular function: calcium-activated cation channel activity.